UCAGUAGUCGGACGAUGUGCGGAAUUGUACUCUGAGAGGUUAUGCUCCGGCUGUUUUUUAUUUUCACAUUUUUUAGUCGUUUUAAUCGGGCUUUCUAUUUUGUACUCUUUCUUGAUCUCUCGCGGCACAUGUUUCAGUACGGUACAUGUCCACCUCGCUGCGUGACAUUAUAGUGACAGGGUUCAAAUGUCGGCUGUCAAAAACCGGUUUGUUCGGAGAGGACAGUGUGCCCACGGGCUAUAUCUUAUUAAGGACGUCCUAGAUUCUACCAGACGGGCCUUGUAACGAGUAACAUGGACGAAAGCGCUACAUUUUUCGUCUUCCUGACCUGCCUGGUCGUUUCCGACAGUGUCCUGCUCAUGGGAGCACUACAGUCGUCAGUGAACGUUCCAGAGAAUGCUCACGUGGGGGAUACCGUCCUCAACGUUCGGUCGGCCAUAGGGGAGGGGAGGGAGGAAGUCUUGUGUAAAAUUGUCACCGGAGAAAAGACGGAACGCUUCCGUGUAACCGAUUGCGUGAUCAAAGUGGCGCGUCCAUUGGAUUUCGGCGUCGACCCUAGUUAUAACCUCACGGUAAAUGUCAGUUGGUCUUCCGGAAACCCCGAGCAGUUGUAUGUUGAUGUACAAGUCCAAGACGUGGAGGGAUACCCGCCUGUUUACAACGACACCUGCGAAAUGCCGACUCGCACAGUAAGGGGGAAGUCAGGUGAUCUGAACGUCGAUAUAAAAUGGACUGUCACGGGCAUGGCAACGAAUAUUGGAGAGGUGUCUGCCUCGAAGCAGUUUUAUUACAACCAUGAUAGUAUCAAGGCACAGUAUACGGCUAUAGCGUACACGGAUAACAGUGAUUGUCUGGUGCACUUUGUAUGGAAGCCCUGGAGUGAUGAUGAUAUUACAAAUAUUAAGUCGGUGUGGGCUUCUACACAACAACGGUGCUUUAACUGUUCAAGAUCAACAGAUGGGGCAUCUGUCGUCCAAUUAGAAUUAUUACACAGUUAUACCGGCUUUACUCCGAGUUCGUCUGGGAGUUGCUAUUCAGGGCCUAUUCCUAAAACAGAUAGACAGUUGGUAUUGGCCGUUUCGUUAACGGUUUCUUCCCUGAAGAUGAAUCAUGUCACAUGCGACCUGCCAGCAGACGUUUCUGUUUCCAUGGUGGUAUAUGGUAUGCGUAGUGAAGUAAUUCUUCUAUCUGUUGAAUUUGAUGGCCAGGCAGUCGGAUGCCCCCCUAACAAGUACGGCCUGUUGUGUGACCAGAACUGCACCUGCGAGAACGGUGCCCGCUGCCAUGGGCUGAACGGGGCCUGCAAGUGUCAGCCUGGAUGGCAGGGUGUCGUCUGCGACAUACCUCACAGUACAGUGGUCAUCAUCGCGAUCCCUAGCGACACGCGACAGAUUUACAUCACUGGCUCUGUGACGCUGCACUGCAAGGUUUUCAAUCUGGCUGCUGACAGGAUGAUGUGGACAUUUCCUAAUAAGACGGAAAAGGAGCUGCAGGGCGCUCAGGAAGAUCGUGUAAGGAUCCACAACAUACAGUCCAAACACAACGGCACCUACACCUGUACUGUGUUAACGGGAGAUGGAGCGGUCAUUAACGCAAGUUAUGAGCUUCAGGCCGUCGCUUGUCCUCCCGGAAAAACGGGUGAAUCGUGCGAAGAGGAGUGCGUCUGUAGCCAUGGUGGCAGCUGUGACCGGUGGGCCGGCUGUGUGUGUCCGCCGGGAUGGACAGGAACCACGUGUCAGACAUCCUGCCCAGUCAGCACCUACGGACAGGGUUGCAGCAGGCGGUGUCUGUGUCAGCAUGGCGCCACCUGCUCCCCUACCGACGGCAGGUGUAACUGCACAGAAGGCUGGUUCGGCAGUAGCUGCAGCAGGCCCUGCCCCGCAGGGCUGUACGGAUGGAAAUGUCGGCAAGUUUGUGCCUGUAAAAAUAACGCCACGUGUCACAACGUGGAAGGUACCUGCGCCUGCGUGCCGCCUAGGACUGGCAAGUUGUGUGACGCCAUCGAAACGGGAACAUACACGUUUCCGUUGUCUCUCCAGAUUGCCAUACCCCUGGCACUUACUCUACUAGUCGCUGCUCUAGUUUUGCUAACACUCUACAAACGGAAAAAAGCUACACGAGCGGCACAAGAAGAGUCUCUAGAGGAGACCAGAGUUUUACUGGAGCUGAGAAACAUGGAAGACGACCUGGCACAGAGUUUUCAGCCAGGCUGGCUCAACCGAUGGGAGAGGGACGGCGAAGAUCUGACUCUGGAUGAACUGGUCGGGCUGGGCGCGUUCGCGCAGAUCAGGAAAGGACAGCUUCGCACGGCUGGCGCUGACGUCACGGUGGCAGUCAAGUCCGUCCGCAUAGAGGAUAGGCGCUGCUACCGAGCCUUCUGCCGGGAAGUCGCCGCGUUGAUAGCCGUGCACGAAAAUAGUGAGGAACAAAAUGACGGACAUCCCAACAUUGUAAAGCUCUUUGGGGUCCUGACGACUUCCACACCGAAGUGUAUUCUCUUGGAAUUUGCUACCAAAGGCGAACUUUUGCUCAUUCUAAAACAGCAACCUCGGCAGAACGGUUCUCUUGGUAGGUUUAUCCGCUAUGCCGUCCAGAUAUCCCGUGCCCUGGAGGAGCUCCGACGUCUGCGUAUCGCUCACGGUGACGUGGCCGCCCGAAACGUCCUCGUCACUGGCGAUGACGUCGCCAAACUUGCUGACUUCGGUCUGGCCCAUGACGUCUACACCGAGACUACCUAUGUGUCCUUAGGCAAUGACGACGCCGACGAACUCCUGCCCCUGAAGUGGAUGGCUCUGGAGUCGCUGGAGUCUCGCGAGUUCACGUGCGAGAGCGACACCUGGUCGUUCGGCGUGCUGCUGUGGGAGAUCGCCGCCUUCGGGGAGGAGCCCAGCUACCAGCGCCAACGCCAACUGAGUUGUCCCAAGUUGGUGGGGCUCCUGAGGCAGGGGGUCCGUCUGGACAGGCCGCCCGGAUGUCCGGACAAGCUGUAUGACGUCAUGACGUCGUGUUGGCGGGAGGAGCCGUCGGCAAGACCAGAGCCGGCAGAACUGGAGCAGAAGCUGACGGAAUGUUGCCACGAAAUGGACCCACUUCUGGUUAUGGAUAAUUAAACCCUGGUGUAAACGACAAAUGUAAAACUGUACAGCUGGAAAUAAGAAGUUACUUAAUGCACAAAUGUCUUGAUGAUUGCGCAUUGAUCCAGUUUUUGACGGUCAUUUUUCAACACAUUUGAAAAUAGGGAAAUAUGACAGGAGGAGAGGUGUUACUAGAAUAUUCUGCAUUGAAACAGAUGUCUAUUGGUGACAUAUGUUCGUAGUAAGUUACUUUGAACUUUUUUGUUUGUUUGUUUGUUUAGGAGAAUAUUAGACCUUUGUAUCUGUAUCUGUAUCUAUAUAGCCGGUAUAACCGCCGUUCGGCGUAACACACCAGCUAAUGUUGAAAACGAUUUUGCACGGUUAAUCUAUAGUUGUCUGAUUGUCGUUACUGUUAAGUAAUACUUUUUUUCUGAAAAUGUGCAACACAAAGAAAUUUUAAAGUAAUAUGUUUUUUUCAUGUCAUUGAUGUAGAUUUGAGAAUUCUUUCUAUGUAUGUAUCAAAAGUAUUUCAGAGAUCAUAGAAGUCUGUAUGUGGCACGUCUGUGUCAGAGAGAUUAGUGUAAUCGAAGCUUGUUUAUAUUUCACAAAGAAAAUAAGAUUUUGGCAGUUUUGUAUACCAGUAUCUUUAGAAAUAAAAAUGAUUGAUAUCAUAUUAGAAGUGAACGUUGGUUUGUAUCUCUUUGAUAAAUCAGUUCAAAAGUUGGAGGUCAAAUUUUCUGCAGUAGGCCUAAGUGUAGACAAAACGUAGAGGACAAUUCUUAUGGUCUUUAUAAGACGGAGGAGUAACAGCUGUAUCGAAGAGCAUCAGCUAUAAACCUUUAUCUCAGCGCAUGUCUUUAACCAACCAAGAUGGCGGAGACUACAUUACGUCAUAGUCACGUGACUGCACAC
Messenger RNA from Branchiostoma floridae (Florida lancelet), 3986 nucleotides. RefSeq lists its product as uncharacterized. NCBI's taxonomy places the organism in Eukaryota, Metazoa, Chordata, Leptocardii, Amphioxiformes, Branchiostomatidae. Gene Ontology annotation, biological process: multicellular organism development; positive regulation of kinase activity; protein phosphorylation. Gene Ontology annotation, molecular function: transmembrane receptor protein tyrosine kinase activity; ATP binding; calcium ion binding. The transcript has a single exon. The record is from RefSeq and is a predicted model, not a curated record. Bases 294 to 3110 code for a protein of 938 amino acids. Gene Ontology annotation, cellular component: signaling receptor complex; membrane.